Maylandia zebra (zebra mbuna) is the source of this 3591-nucleotide messenger RNA. NCBI's taxonomy places the organism in Eukaryota, Metazoa, Chordata, Actinopteri, Cichliformes, Cichlidae. The record is from RefSeq and is a predicted model, not a curated record.
UUCAUUAGGAAGAUAGAAAAGACACACACAGACAGCCGCGUGGCUUGGAUGCUCGACUUUGAGUCUCGUGGGUGUUUAGUUGGAGGAGCUGGAAGUUGGGCUUUCUGGAUCCACGGCUGACAGGGCAGCUGUGCUGCACAGUCCAGCUCAGCGCUCGCAGCUGUGAGGACACAGCGACUGCAGCAGUCAUGGCUGCUGGCUUCCUAAUUACAAGAUUAUUGCUGGUCUGUUUGUUGAGUGAGGUGAACUACUCCUCAGCUUUUCCAAGAGCCAGACGUUUUGUGCAACCGGGAGUGUGGCAAAGUGAAGGAGAGGAAGAAGCCUACAACUAUGAGAACUGUCAUCCUUUCUACUACAUCAGUGCCCAGGACAAAACAUUGGAAAAGCAGGGACGUUUUAGGACGGCCCCUUUCCAUAUCUGUAAACAAAACCAUCCCAUAGUGUACCAAAAAGCCUCAAACCUCAAGCCUGCAAACCCCUUGCAGCCACGAUCUAAUGUUGCCACCAAAUGGCCAAAGGGGACUGUUCUACCCCAGCCUCCACCACAGAAGAAAUAUCUGUCACCCAAACCCAAAAGCUAUGAAUUCAAUCUGAAGAUUCCCUUUCUUGAUUUCCUGAUAAGAAAUGAUGGAAAGAAUUCUUCUAAUAAAAAACAUGAUGGUGGAAAUGAUGCGCCUGCUGUCGCCAAACCAGGUUUUCAGGUCGGCUCAUCUGUUUCCUCUUCAUCUGUCUCUCAGUCUCUCAACACCCCAACCAAUAGCCAUUUUGUCCACUUGGCAAGUCAACACAAACCAGAGACUCCUGAUGUUUUAAACCCAGAAAAACCCAUUUCAGCCACGACUGAAUCAAGGCAACCCUCCUUAAACUCUGCUAGUAUGGGCCAGACGGAAACACAGGAGCAGCCAUUUCCCAUGAAACCACAAUCAAGUUCAACUUUAUUUGGAUCAGGAAGACCUUUCGUAAGUUUUGCAACACCCCAGCAAGAGACUCGUGAGCCAGUUCAUAUUAAGCCAAGUUCAUCUCUGGCUGAGUCAACAAGGCCUCUCUUAAGCUUUGGAACAACACAGCAGCAGACUUAUAAGCCAGUUCGUGUUAAACCUCCAAGUUCAACCAUGACUGAAUUAGAACAGCCUUUCCUAAACCUUGGAACAACGCAACACGACGGUUAUAAGCCAUAUCCUAUUAAACCACAAUCAAACUCUGCCAUGAUUGGAUUAAGGCAGCCCUUCUUAAACUCUGCUGGUACAGAAGCACAGGAGAAACCUUAUGAGCCAUAUCCCAUCAAACUACAGUCAAGCUUGACCCUGAUUGAACCAGCGAGGCCUUUACGUUUUACAUCACCACAGCAUCACAUUCAUGAGCCAGUUCGUGCUAAACCACCAAGUUCAAAUCAGGUUGGAGCAGAACGGCCUUUUGUGAACUUUGGAACAACACAACACCAGAGUUAUGGGCCAUAUCUAGUUAAACCGCAAUCGAAGUCUGCCAUAAUUGAAUUAAGGCAACCCUUCUUAAACUCUGCUGGUGCAGAUGCACAGGAGAAGCUUUAUAAGCCAUAUCCCAUCAAACUACAGUCCAGUUCAACCCUGGUGGAACCAGUGAGGCCUUUACGUUUUGCAUCACCCCAGCAAAACAUUCAUGAGCCAGUUGGUGUUGAACCACAAAGUUCAAAGCAUAUUGGAACAGAACGGCCUCUUGUGAACUUUGGAACAACACAGACUCGUGAGCAACAUCCCAUUAAACCACAAUCGAAUUCAAACCUCAUUGCAUCAGCAAGGCCUUUCCUAAGUUUUGCAGCACCACAGCAAGAGACCUAUGAGCCAUUUCACAUUAAACCACAAAGUUCAACCCCAGCUGUAUCAGAGCGACCUUACUUUGGAACAACACAACAGCAAACUUAUGAGCCAUAUCCAAUUAAACCACAAUCUAGUUCAACCAUGGCUGCAUCUGCAAAGCCUUUCCUGAACUUCGAAGCACCACAGCAGCAAACUUAUGAGCCAUUUCAUAUUAAACCACAAUCAAGCUCAGAUCGGUUAACCUCAGACUGGCCUGCCUUAAACUAUGCUGCUAUUGGACACACAAGCACAACAGGCUUAUGAGCCAUUUUACUUUAAGUCGCGGUCAACUUCAACCCACUUUGGAUCAGAACGGCCUGCCUUUAACUCUGCAGCUGCACGUCAGAAUUAUGAGCCGGUUCAUGCCAAAAUGCAAUCUUAUGACAGUUGGCCAUAUUUUCAGGACAGGUCAACGAUGUCUUCAAGCCAAAUGAGAGUCCAAAGACAGGACUCUGCCAGAAACAAACUCAACAGGAAACGCGACUACCCAAAACUUUUUGAUGUGGCUGGAAGUGAUGGUCAUAACAAACUUGCUUAUGUUUAACAAGUUCAGGCUCAAGGUUUUAAAUCUGCAAUUGUCAAAAACUAUCAGAGUUCACAGUUCAUCCCUUUGCUUCCAAGACUUCUUUUUUCAUAUCCAGCCACCAGCCCUUCUGAUUUCAUCUCCAGUGACAACCAGGAUACAAACCCAAACAAUCUGGAACCAUUUUCAUCCUCACCUCUGUUCAUCCUACCUAACAACACUUUGAUAACAGCCUUGUCAGUUCAAUUGGAAGCAAAAAGUACCUGAGGUUUAGGUGAGUCAUUACAUUCUUGUGAUUUGAAUACAUCUGUGAAAACUGGUAUAAUGUCUGAAUCUCUUGUCUUACAGUUGUGCACUUGAACUGAAGAGAUGUUAAUCUACUGUCUACUCAUGUGAAAGUGCCCAUGCUCCAUCCUGUUUAAGUCUUUUGAUUGGCUGCUCUCAAGACGAAACAGUGACAGUCAUGUCUGUGCACUAUAAACUGAAAGCAGGUGACAGCAAAGGCUAGAAAUAUCUAGCUACUUCAACCUGUUAAGCUGACCGAAGUCUUUUUGUUUUUGUUUAAUCCAUACAAAAAACAUGAAGUAUAGAUUUAGCUCUUGCAGAGCGCAGCUUUCCAUGUUUGUGUGGCCAGGUGCACUGAUUUUUAGUCUAAUCUUGUGCCCUGCAGCUUCACAGCAAAAAGCCUCCAGGAUGUCAUGGGAUUUCACAGAGCUGCAGCCGAGCACAGUGACCUGUAGUUUCUUCAAACUGUAUAAAUGCAGAGGUGCAAAGAGGCUGUUUUCAUGUUUUUGUUGGAGGUUUGAGAUUAAAACGCUGACAAGUUGUUGCACUUGUUGCAUUGGCACUGCAUCACUACUAGGACAUUAAUCUAAGAUAAGGUGAAGGAGGCACAUCUGGAAACCUCAGGGUUUCCAUGGUUGAAGUCAGUCUACAGGCCACAGAGAAGCAGUCUGGCUGGCCAAGAGUUUACCACCAUAAAGCAUUUUCAGUUAAAGGUAGAGGAAUGUCUUGUGUUGUUUCUUGCUUUUUUGUGUUUUAGUUCCUGCAUUAGCUCAAACUUUAAUUACCAACAGAUCCAACAGAGUUGUAAAUGGUGUGAUUGGGAACAUAGUCAGUUACGUGAUUGUUACAUGGUUUAUAACCCUUAGGUCACCAUCUUGUAGUCUGACCUGUGGGUUAACCACUUGUGGAAGAGUGGCACUGAUGGAAAAUAAACGAUGUUCACUAUCUAUA